This is a messenger RNA of Dovyalis caffra, 705 nucleotides long. Lineage: Eukaryota; Viridiplantae; Streptophyta; Magnoliopsida; Malpighiales; Salicaceae. The record is from the annotation of a GenBank genome assembly.
AUGGCUGUUAAUGCACCGACUCACUGCACUCCUCCACUGAGUCGUACCUUACCAACUCGCUCCUCUCUUGCUUUCUUUAAACGGAGACAGCCCAUUUUCUUAAACGAUGCUCCAAACCCCAGAAUCGUUUUAGUUCACUGUGAAAAGCCUAAUUCGGAUGGGUUAGGAUCCAUGAGAUCCGUUGUGGAGUCCGAAUCUAUGAUGGGUGCCUCAUCAGCUUCAUCGGCCAUUGAUUUUCUCACAUUGUGCCAUCGAUUGAAGACCACAAAACGGAAGGGAUGGCUCAACCAUGGGAUAAAGGGUCCUGAAUCAAUUGCUGACCAUAUGUACCGCAUGUCUUUGAUGGCUCUGAUUGCUGGUGAUCUCCCUGGUGUGAAUCGAGAAAGGUGUAUAAAGAUUGCGAUUGUGCAUGACAUUGCAGAAGCUAUUGUUGGAGAUAUAACACCAUCAGAUGGUGUGCCCAAACCAGAAAAGAGUAGGAUGGAGCAAGCGGCAUUAAAUGACAUGUGCGAAGUUCUUGGUGGAGGAAUGAGGGCUGAAGAGAUUAAAGAGUUAUGGGCGGAGUAUGAGAACAAUGCUUCAUUGGAGGCCAACCUUGUCAAAGACUUUGACAAAGUUAAACGAAAGCGGGUUUUGAGUAGUCGAUGGAAAUGGUCGGAAACAGGGUCCGAGUUCUUGUCGCGUCAGUGUAUCCAAGCUACAUAG